Molecule: messenger RNA, 972 nt
Organism: Malassezia japonica
Lineage: Eukaryota; Fungi; Basidiomycota; Malasseziomycetes; Malasseziales; Malasseziaceae
Gene: cwf29
Product: RNA-binding protein Cwf29
Exons: 2
Coding region: 1-972 (323 amino acids)
Biological process (GO): mRNA splicing, via spliceosome
Cellular component (GO): precatalytic spliceosome; U2 snRNP; catalytic step 2 spliceosome
Molecular function (GO): RNA binding
Source: RefSeq, a predicted model, not a curated record
AUGAACUCGGUGCGGGAUAUCCAGCGGCGCAACGAGCAGGAGCUCGAGCUGGGGCUCGUCGGGUCGGGGUCAUGGCAUGAGCAGUACAAAGACUCGGCGUAUAUCUAUGUCGGAGGGCUGCCGUUUGACCUCACGGAAGGCGACGUGAUUACGAUCUUUUCCCAGUUUGGCGAGGUCAUGAAUAUCCACUUGCCCAAGCCGCGCGAGGAGGCGAAGGAGGAGCGGGGACGCGAUGGGCGUCCACAGAAGCAGCCGCGGCAUAGAGGAUUUGGGUUCCUGAUGUACGAGGACCAGCGCUCGACGAUCCUCGCGGUCGACAACCUGAACGGCGCACAGGUGCUGGGGCGCACGCUGCGCGUCGACCAUGUCGCCAACUUUAAGCACGAGCGUGUUCCGGACGCCGACGGCAACCUCGUCGAGCCGGACGAGCAGGCGUUCAACUGUGCGCCGCCCGAGACGGUCGUCGACGAAGAGCCAGAGGACGACAUCGACCUGUCCGACCCCAUGGCCGCGUACAUUGCCGACGAGAAAAAGAAACGCAGGCCGUCCGAGACAGACGAGGAGCGCCGCCGGAGAAAGGAGCGCCGCCGCGAGAAAGAGCGGGGCGAGCGGGGCGACGAGCGGCGCCGCAGCCACCGCCACGACAGCGAGCGCCACCGCAGCCACCGCCAUCACCACGACAGCGACCGGGGCGACAGCGAGCGGCGCCGCAGCCACCGCCACCGCCACGACAGCGAGCAGGGCGACAGCGAGCGGCGCCGCAGCCACCGCCACGACCGACGCGCACCCCCCGAUUCCCCCGAUCGCGAAAAGGAGCGGCGCCCGGAUCGCAGCGCGUCGCCCCACCGCCGCACCCCGGCGGCUAGAGAUACCCCCCGCGAAGCUACGCCACCAGGCGACGUCACACCCCCUUAUCCCGCAGGCGACGCGACCCCGCCGUAUCCCCGCGGCCUUCGCGCCGCAACGCCGUAG